CUGGUUUUCGCUCUGCAACAUCAAUAUAAAUGCACCACCAACGCUCCAAAAUUUGUGGUGACUCUAGCAACAGAUUUAACAAACAGAACAAAACAAUGGAGGUGCAUGAGAAGGGUGACGCCCCAAGGAAGAGUCUCUCAGAGUUGCAGAUUGUGACUGCAAUGAGCGUGCCACCGCUCAAGGUGACGGAGCCACGGCGAGUUCGCAAAGUUUUGGUCAGUGACGAGCACACAAACGCCAUCCACGGAUGCUACCAGAUGGUUCUGUGCUACGAGAAUUUGAAGGACGAUGGUCAUGGUUGGUACAUGGCUGGUUGGAUGGUGGAGUCACUGGCCAGGGUUCUGUUGAAUCAUCCUCUUCUCGCAGGUCGCCUUCAAAGAAAAGAUGGCACAGGGUUCGAAAUCGUGGCCAAUGAUUCCGGUAUCAGACUUUUAGAGGCAUGUUACCCGACAAGCUUGUCACACUUUCUUGAGCUGAACGAAAGAAACCAACAUCUCAAGACCGAGCUUGUGUUCUGGAAGGAAAUCGAUGCUGAGUGUCCUCAGUUCUCUCCCCUUUGUUAUGUUCAGGUGACAAAUUUUGAAUGUGGAGGGUACAGUAUUGGCAUAAGUUGCAGCCUGCUACUGGCAGAUGUUUUUGUGGUGGACAAUUUUCUCGGGAAAUGGGCUGAAAUACACAAGAACAUGUCAGACCAAAUUGGAGAAAUUAAGACACCCGUAUUUUACCACCCACCCACGAAAAAGUCGGAGUCUUUUCCAUUAAUUAACCGUUCCGAGAGUGAAAGUAAAAGUGGGGUUGAGAGAUUGGUGUUCAAAAUCAUUACAGAGGAUAUGAACUCAAUGGAGGAGAUGUGGAGGAAAAUGGCGAUGGAAGCAGAAGGGAAGGUAGAGAGUGAACUGGGUUCAGAAUUUUGUUCAGAGGUGAUGAAAGUUGAAAGUUGGUCGAUGAAUGAGAGAAUGAGAUUGAAUGAGAUGAGAGAGUUUGGAGUGCAGGAAGUGAGAUUUAAUGAGGAAAACAAACCUAUUCAUGUUUGUUGUUGGAUUGAUUAUGUGAGGGAUGAACAUGUUAUGACAGUGGCACUCCCCAACCUCAAGAACAAUUCAUGUGCUGUCAUUCUAGUUUCACUGUGUUAGGAUUCAUUAAACUUUAAUCUAUUUUAUGUUUUCUGUCAUUUUACAAUUAUAUGUAACGUUUCUUGUUUCUAUUAACGUUUCUUCUUACAAUUAACUGAA
Molecule: messenger RNA, 1232 nt
Organism: Vigna angularis (adzuki bean)
Lineage: Eukaryota; Viridiplantae; Streptophyta; Magnoliopsida; Fabales; Fabaceae
Product: acetyl-CoA-benzylalcohol acetyltransferase
Exons: 2
Coding region: 30-1133 (367 amino acids)
Molecular function (GO): acyltransferase activity, transferring groups other than amino-acyl groups
Source: RefSeq, a predicted model, not a curated record